Molecule: messenger RNA, 1333 nt
Organism: Sinocyclocheilus rhinocerous
Lineage: Eukaryota; Metazoa; Chordata; Actinopteri; Cypriniformes; Cyprinidae
Product: gastrula zinc finger protein XlCGF8.2DB-like
Exons: 3
Coding region: 139-1008 (289 amino acids)
Biological process (GO): regulation of transcription by RNA polymerase II
Cellular component (GO): nucleus
Molecular function (GO): DNA-binding transcription factor activity, RNA polymerase II-specific; RNA polymerase II transcription regulatory region sequence-specific DNA binding
Source: RefSeq, a predicted model, not a curated record
UGCGUUCAAAAAAUCGAACGGGACUUUUAUUUUGGUAUGGUGGUGUGACGUCACAAGGCUGCGCCGCGCUUCUGCGUCUGUGAUUCGGAUCAACGAAGACUCCACACACAGAAGCAGCUGAGACACACUAUUAUAAAGAUGGCCUUUACUAAAGAGGAGAGUGAAGAUGUGAGGAUUGAAGAAGUGUUCAGUCUGAAGCAAGAAGAUACUGAGGAACAAACAGGCCUGAUGCCGCUGAAAGAGGGGAGUCAAGAACUGAAUGAAAAGGAAGAACAAAAUCUGUAUGAAAAUUUCGAUUUCACAACUGGAGAAAAAACUUUUGGUUGCUCACUGACUAACAAGACAUCCACACAAAAUAGAAGCCUCUCCUGCAUUCAGUGUGGAAAGUGUUUCUCUAGACAUGCAAACCUUGAAGUCCAUAUGAGAAUUCACAAAGGAGAGAAGCCUUUCACAUGCAAACAGUGUGGAAGGAGUUUCACUGAAAAAGGAAGCCUUAACAGGCACAUGAGAAUUCAUACCGGAGAGAAGCCGUUCACCUGCCAACAAUGUGGAAAAAGUUUCUCUGAUAGGGGACACCUCAACGGCCACAUGAGUGUUCACACUGCAGAGAGACCUUUCACCUGCUCUCAGUGUGGAAAAAGUUUCAAUCAAAGAAGAAUACUUAAAAAACACAUGACAAUUCACUGUGGAGAGAAGCCUUACAUGUGUCCACACUGUGGAAAGAGUUUUAAACAUAAAGUAACAUUUAACACCCAUUUGAGAGUCCACACUGGAGAAAACCCGUUCGUAUGUAGUCAGUGUGGAAAGAGCUUCAGAAGUAAAGUAACAUAUAACGCCCAUUUAAGAGACCACACUGGAGAAAACCCGUUCGUAUGUGGUCAGUGUGGAAAGAGCUACAGAUGUAAAGUAAAUCUUACAAUGCACAAAAGAGUUCACAUUGUUCACAAACCAGAUGGACCUGAAAUGUCAGUUGCAAUCCGACAGCACUAUUUUCUAUUAAAAAAGUGAUAUACUGUAGAAAACCAUGCAUUCUGGGCAUUAUCUUCCAUUUCUAUGAUGGCAAAUUUACUGUGAAUUAAAGGGAACCUAUUAUGCCCCUUUUUUACUAGAUGUAAUAUAACUCGGGCGUCCUCAAAAUGUGUCUGUGAUUCAGCCCAAAAUAGCCCAUCGAUCAUUUAUUAUGUCAUUCUGAGAAUUACCAUUUUUGAGUGGAAGCAAAAAUAAAACGUGCUAUUUUUGUGCAUGUCUUUAAAUGUAAAUGAGUUGUUGUUCCCCACACCCUUCAAAGAAUAAGGUUAUGCCUUUACGUCUUGAAUAGUCUGCCAAAAUAAAA